Pogona vitticeps (central bearded dragon) is the source of this 4741-nucleotide messenger RNA. It is a transcript of the gene KLHL30, whose product is annotated as kelch like family member 30. Lineage: Eukaryota; Metazoa; Chordata; Lepidosauria; Squamata; Agamidae. Gene Ontology annotation, molecular function: protein binding. The record is from RefSeq and is a predicted model, not a curated record.
CAUUGGUUGCUACCGGCAGCCACAACUCCCUAAUGAAACUCUACUCUGAGUGACUGUCAUCUUCCAGAGAAAGGCAAUCAGUCCUCCAGUCAUUCACUCAGAUCAACUUGCCAACUGGAUGUAAAAGAAGUUAAGGAUUCUGUAAAAGUUUGUUUUCCAUUAGAGACACCCAACACCCUUUCUCACAAGAGUGGAGCUUUCUGGAGAACACCACCAUGGUGAGGAACAUUGAUGAUUUUGAUUUUUGCCUUCCAUCUCAUCCUCAGUCCAUUCUGGAAGGCCUUCGGACCUUACGUUCUAAUCCAAAAUUCUCAGAUGUCACACUGAUUGUUGGGGGGCAUGAAUUUCUCUGCCAUCGCAGCAUCCUCGCUCUUUGUAGUCACUACUUCGAUGCUAUGUUUGCAGGUGACUUCAUAGAAAGUUUUUCAGCUCGUGUAGAGAUCAAAGAUGUGGAUCCUCUCAUUAUGGAAUCCUUGAUUGACUUUGCGUACACAGGGAAGGUAACCAUCAACCAGGGGAAUGUAGAGGCAUUAAUUCGAACAUCCAACCAGCUCCACUUUCCUAUUAUUCGUAAGGUCUGCAGUCGGUACUUGAGGCAGCAGAUGGAUGCAACCAACUGUUUGGGCAUUUGUGAGUUUGGGGAGAUACAUGGCUGUCCAGAAGUGUCAUCCAAGGCUUGGUCAUUUCUGCAGGAGAAUUUUGAGCUUGUGUCUCAACAGGAAGAGUUUUUGCAGCUGUCCAAAGAGAGGUUAAUUACCUACCUGUCCAACAAUCUACUCCAGGUACAAGAAGAGCAGAGUCUAGUUGAGGCUGUUCUGAGGUGGGUGAAGUAUGACAAAUCUACUAGAGCCAUUCAUCUUCCAGAGCUCCUUGACCUAGUGCAUCUGGUUUCACUGCCAGAUCAGUAUCUGCAGAACCUCUUGUCAUCAGAACAACUGAUUCAGGAAUCAGAAGCUUGCAAGACCAUCAUCACCAGACAUCGGAGCACGGUGGAGAACAGACCAUUUGUCCAGCAGAGGCUGAAAGCUCUUCCACAGAAGCUGGAGGAGGUGCUGGUGGUGGUGGGAGGCAGGGCUUUGGAAGAGAAUGAAGAAGAAGCACAACCACCUUCAAUUUCCAGGAACUUUGCAUUUUAUAACCCCAAAACCAAAAAAUGGAUUGCUUUGCCUGAUUUUCCAGAUUAUAAUAAAUGGGGCUUUUCUGUGAUUGCUCUGAAUAAUGAUGUUUAUGUCACAGGUGGCUCCAGAGGGUCACAGAAUGACACAUGGUCCACGACCCAGUCCUGGUGCUUCUCUCUCAAGAAGGGUGCCUGGAAGUCCAUGGCUCCAAUGCUAAAGGCCCGAACAAACCAUGUCAGCGCUGUCCUUAAUGGAGAGAUCUAUGCCAUCGGUGGCACCACAGUGGACGUUGUGGAGGUGGAGUGCUACGACCCAUACAAUGACAACUGGUGCUUUGUCAGCCCUGCCCUGAAGUAUGUCAGCAACUUUGCCGCUGCUGGGUGUCUUGGGAAGCUGUACCUUAUUGGCUCUUGUGCUGUCAAAUACAACGCCCUGACUCUGCAGUGUUACAACCCUGCUGUUGAUGUCUGGAGUGUAAUUGCAUCUCCUUUCAUCCCUAAGUACCUCUCUGCUCCCCGAUGUGCUUCAUUACAUGGAGUAAUCUACCUUGUUGGAGACAACACAAAGAAAGUUUACAUGUAUGAUCCAGAUGUUAACAUAUGGCAGAAGGUGCAGCAGCUUCAUACUUUGCAUGAAAACGGAGGAAUGGUACCUCUUGGAGGGAAACUUUUUGUCACAGGUGGCUAUUGGAAGGGUAUGGAUGGCGACUAUCAGGUGGAGAUGGAAAUAUAUGACUGUGCCAAAGACAUCUGGGCAAGGGAAGGGGCCAUGCCAUGCUUAUGGCUCUACCACAGCUCUGCUUCUAUCUUUAUGGAUACUUCAAAAUGGAGGGAACCUUUCGUGGGAAAUGGUUUGUGACCAGAGAGAAUGGAAUAAAGCUUCACUGCUCAUCUGUUUUUGCCAUACCUAUGGAUCAAGAAGAGACUUGUUUUUAUUGUCACAGUUUUACACUCUUUUUUUACCUUCACUUUCUUGUUCUGUCCUUUUAAUAAUUUAUUGUUUUCCACCACACUAACUAGCCCAUACCCCACAGGUGAUAGCUUGGUUCACAACAAUAAGUUAAAUGCACCAGGUCUGAGUAUGAAUGGACAGAUUAUAAAGCUGUCAAGAGGAGAGGAUUGAAAUGAAGACCUUACAACUGACAUAUCCUCAGAAACAAAAUGCAGUGUGAACACUACAUUGCUCAACAUAAGGCACUGAAACAUACAGUGCCAAUGAGACUGAGGAUUCAUAUUCCCUCCAACUUCUCCCUUUGUAAGAAUAAUAUGUGAACCAGGAAUGGAUAGAAUGUGCUGUGGAGGCCACUGCAGUUUUGAAAAUUGCUCACUGCAAGAUUAUGUUACCAAACAAAUGCUAUGAAUACAAAAUCCUCAUGUUGCUCAAGAAAUGUGAGAAAAAGAGCUUCACCGCUAGACUCAAUUAUUUGAAGUCCAUUGACCUCGUUGAGUAUGCUAGCUAUUGGCUAGUGUCUGGAAAGGAGUGAUGUUGCCCCAGAUCAGAACUAGAAGUUUGCUCAUUUGAGGUUUUAUUGGACUGGGUCUAGGAUUGUUUCUAAAUGUAAUGAAGUACAUUCCUGCUCAGCUCAGUCAUUUUGCAUAUUAUUUUUGCUAACUGUAGUUCUGAAACAGGGUCUGAUACAUGAAUAUCAACUUCUUCCUAUUGGUCACUAGAAUUAGUAUCUCUGAUCCAGUAGUCUGGGAAUAACUUCAUCUUAGUAUAAUAAAGUAUGUAGUCCUUUUUAAAUGUUACUGCCGCUGGUGCUGGCUCAGAUAACUGCACUGCUCAGAGCCUGUCCAGAUGGACAGAAGACAGGGAAAAAGCAUGCUCCUCAUGGAACCGAUGCUGUCAUUGUCUAGUCAGCAGGAAAAACACACAAAAAGAACAGCAUUGACCCAGAUACUUUUACUUCCAUCUGAACAAGCCCUUGGGGUCUUCUUAGGUUUUUGUAGGUUUUAAAUGUUGGACAAUCAUAAAUCCUUCCACCAUCAGGCUUGGUGUGUUUUAUACUGGGGUACGGAUCAUGUAGGCCUUCAGCUGUGAGUGCACCUAUAAGAUUCAGCCAGCAUGUUAGGGAACAUGAGAUUUGUAAGUCCCUGCCCCAUCCAUGAUAAAAGUCAUUGAAUUUGGGUAGGGGAUAAAUAUCUUCAAAACUAAUAGUUAAAUUACUGUUAUUCUUGGAAGAAGUUGUGUUCCUGGGAAGAAUACAACUUAUUGUUGAAACUAAACAUUAGAAUGGAUCAACUACAGGAAAUUGUGAGUUUACAUUUUAAAUACUCAUGCUGUAGCCAUUUGGAAAAAAAGGAAAUAUCAUCUUAAUCAUAAAUGUAUCAGAAAGUUACCUGCAUUCCUGUCUGACGAAAUGUGGUUCAAAUGUGAUUUGUCUGUGGCAAAGGUGAGGAAUUUUUGAUUGUCCAACAGUCCCUUGCCAUUAGCCACACAGGAUGGGGCUGAUGGCAGCUGAAGCCCAAAAGAUAAAGAUGGUAAAACAUUUUCCACCUGUUGUCUAAGAGGAUCAGAACCUGAACAAAUUGCUGUAGCAAGUCAGAGCAGCCAGAGAAACAGGCUUAGAGACAAGCAUUUGACUUUUUGAGAUGAAACAUAUUUACAAGAACAUAGCAGGGAUCAAAGCUGAACUGAUCAUAUUGCUUUAUUUAUUAGUUGCAUUUGUAUUCCAUCUUUCCUGCAGUGAGAUCAGCAUGACAUACUUGGCUGUCCUGUCUCUAUCCUCACAACUGCCCUGUGAGGCAGGCUGAGAGCCAGUGACUGUCUCAACAUCACCGAGUGAAUUUCAUGGCCAGUUGCAGAUUUGAACCAGGUCUCCUUUGACCACUAUACGAUGGUCCUUAGGAGAAAUCUACUGUAGAUAAGCAAAUUCUUCACAAUUAAUUAGUUGUGACUAAGUCUUAUGGAUGCAACUAACUCUAUCAGAUAAUGCCUUGUUAGCCUUUCAUUGUAAAUGGUAUCUUAUGAGUAGAUUAAUGCAUGAGUAGAUUAACUGCAAUUCAUCUGUAGCAUAUCAGUGGGUCAUAUGUGUAAAUGUACUGUAGUUAGAAACACAGUCAAAUCUCGCUUUUAUUGUCUGUGAUAUGAAUCAGCAUACAUGUCUCUAAGAACUGAUGUUGCUUUAGUCAACAGACAGUAAUUCAUUUAAUACACAAAUAUGAAUUUAUUUCAUUAAUUAUGUCUUCUACUAAUAAUUACUAUCCCUUGUACUAAGGCUGAUGAGGACAGUGAUCAGGUCUAGUAGCCUACCAGUUAUUAUUAAUCUUGAUUAAAAUAAUAAAAACAGGAAAGUUUAAUAACUGACCUUUUGAAAGCAUUUUUCUGUCAUGGUGUUAUUAAGGACACGAGUAGAAACAGUAGAAGAAUUGUAAAAAGAGGCUAUCAGAAUUCAGAAUGAGUAUGAUAAACUCAGUUGAAAACAGUCAGAUAAAGUGCAGUAAAUAUCUCUGUUAAACAUCCCUGUUCAUUUUGAUUUAGGAAAAUUUUUCCAGAUUGGAAGAGCUGAAAAUCUGCACUAACAAUGCCUUGCAUACAUUUUUAUACUGAGUUGUGAACUGCAACAAGCAUGUCACUGUGCCUUAUAAUUUCCCCCCAAGAAAACAAAUAAAUAAAAAUUAAUC